AUGGAUGUUAAGCUUGGUUUUUGUGUACUUGUCUCCCUAAUUCUGCUGGUUGCUUAUGGAACAGGAGCUAGAAAAAUUGUUGAAGGAAAUUCUGAUGACAAUCAUGAGCAAGCAUUAAAAGAGAUUUACGGUUCCGAAUACACGUUCGAUUAUUAUAAAUCGAAACAGGGAGUUGAUGACAAUCAUCAACAAGAGAUUUCAUGUUUAGGGGACAUGUUUCGUAGUUGGUAUAAACAGGGGAAUGAUGAGAAGGAGAUUUCCGAUUUAGGAAACAUCUUUCGUAGUUCGUAUAAACAGGGAAAUGAUGAGAAGGAGAUUUCCGAUUUAGGAAACAUCUUUCGUAGUUCGUAUAAACAGGGAAAUGAUGAGAAGGAGAUUUCCGAUUUAGGAAACAUCUUUCGUAGUUCGUAUAGACAGGGAAAUGAUGAGAAGGAGAUUUCCGAUUUAGGAAACAUCUUUCGUAGUUCGUAUAAACAGGGAAAUGAUGAGAAUGAGAUUUCCGAUUUAGGAAACAUCUUUCGUAGUUCAUAUAAGCAGGGCAAUGAUGAGAAAGAGAUUUCCAAUUUAGGAAACAUCUUUCGUAGUUCGUAUAAACAGGGCAACGAUAAGCAUGUGAAAAAACAUGAUUCAUUUUUCUUCCUUAUGGAUGAUCUAAAAAUAGGGAAAAUAGUGACUCUCUCCUUUCAAACACGAAGAAAUCUAACUUAUUUUCCGAAAAAAACAGUUGAUUCCAUUCCAUUUUCGCAAGUUAAAUCCAUGGAAAAUACAUUGAGAAUAUGCGAAGAUUCGCCUGUAAAAGGAGAGGCAAAGUACUGUGCCACAUCCGCGGAGGCAAUGCUGCAUUUUGUGCAAGAAAUCAUGGGAGAAAAUACCCAAAUCAAAGCUCUGACAACGAUAACAACUCAUGAUAUUUCUCCCCUGCUUCGUCGUUAUACAAUUUUAGACACUCCACAACAAAUUACCACUCCUAAAAUGGUGGCGUGUCAUCUAUUGUCUAGCCCUUACGCGGUUUUCUACUGUCAUCACACAAUUGACAAUAAAAUCAAGGUGUUCAAGGUUUCAUUAGGGAUAAUUAAUGAAGCAAAUGGUGAUCGACUAGUGGAAGCGAUGGUUGUAUGUCAUUUGGAUACUUCUGAAUGGAAUCCAUCUCAUGAAUCUUUCCGUUCGCUCGGUGUAUUACCAGGAACAUCACCUAUCUGUCACUUUUUCACAUCAAGUAAUGAUCUAGUGUGGAUUCCAAAAUCAGUUGCCACUACUCCACUUGUAGCAGCGCUUUGA
Molecule: messenger RNA, 1278 nt
Organism: Solanum verrucosum
Lineage: Eukaryota; Viridiplantae; Streptophyta; Magnoliopsida; Solanales; Solanaceae
Product: BURP domain-containing protein BNM2A-like
Exons: 2
Coding region: 1-1278 (425 amino acids)
Source: RefSeq, a predicted model, not a curated record